GUCGCACAUGCGCACAGAGCCCGGGCGGCUGCGGAAGCGGCGAGAUUGUCCUUCCGAUGCAGCCCUGCUGCGACCCGGCCCGUUGCCGUAGAGAUGGGCAGGGCUGGAUGGAGUAGGGUGCGGUGAGCUGAGCUGACCCUGCUUCACCACGGGGACUGCAGUGACCCCGGCUUGCCGGCAGGGCGGGUAACCGGUUGAACCAGGGUGGGGCUGCUCAGGGGCGUGGAGCCGAGGCCAGGAUUUCUCUGAAGACCAAGCACAAGCGAUUCCUUUCUGCGAAGAGACCAUUGCUAUGGAAACCAAAGCGCUAGGCCAUCGGAGAUUGAGGCUCCCGAUCCUGACUGGUCUUUCUCCCGAAGAACCUCGCCUGAGGCUUCCGGAAGCGGCUACUUCCUGAAUGAACCCGCCCACCCUCCUGAGGGAGAGAGUUUUCCAUGGACACAGCCUAGCAGAAAGACGCAGCCUUCAUGCUUCGCUGACUGCUGACCGCUGACCGACCGCCUUGAUGACAGCACCCUCGUGUGCCUUCCCAGUUCAGUUCCGGCAGCCCUCAGUCAGCGGCCUCUCGCAGAUAACCAAGAGCCUGUAUAUCAGCAAUGGUGUGGCCGCCAACAACAAGCUCAUGCUGUCUAGCAACCAGAUCACCAUGGUCAUUAAUGUCUCAGUGGAGGUAGUGAACACCUUGUAUGAGGAUAUCCAGUACAUGCAGGUACCUGUAACUGAUGCCCCUAACUCACGUCUCUGUGACUUCUUUGACCCUAUUGCUGACCAUAUCCACAGCGUGGAGAUGAAGCAGGGCCGUACUCUGCUGCACUGCGCUGCUGGUGUGAGCCGCUCAGCCGCCCUGUGCCUCGCCUACCUCAUGAAGUACCACGCCAUGUCCCUGCUGGACGCCCACACGUGGACCAAGUCAUGCAGGCCCAUCAUCCGACCCAACAGCGGCUUUUGGGAGCAGCUCAUCCACUAUGAGUUUCAGUUGUUUGGCAAGAACACUGUGCACAUGGUCAGUUCCCCAAUGGGAAUGAUCCCUGACAUCUAUGAGAAGGAAGUCCGUUUGAUGAUUCCACUGUGAGCCAUCCCACCAGCCCCUGCAUUGGAGUCAGAGGUACAGAUCUAUUGUUGAUCCUACACCAAGAUCCAAACUUGAACAUUCUACUUUUGUUUAUACGGAAAAAAACAGAUGAUGCCUUUUAUGAGCACAAGGAAAAAGAGUUGCUGUAGCUUUUAACUUUGUAAUCCAUUUUUUUAAAGAGUGAACUCACUAGUUGUGAAAUGGUGAAGGUCAAUUUUCUGCCCUGUGAGUGACAGGCCUCUGCUGGCCAGGGGAUAGGUUGAGGCAGAUGAUUCCCAGAAGAAAGAGGCCAGCACCCACUGCACAUGGCAGGCCUGGAAUCCUGCAUCCCUCCCCAAAACCGAGUGACCCAGGAAUGAAUCUGCUACAAUUCCACCUCGUUCUUCCACACCCAGAGCCAGAACCUUAAGCAUCAUGGUACCUCUUGCGCUUCUCACAGUAAGUGCCAGUCUACUAGAUAAAUGGCCUUCAGGCAGUGCUCCAGGAAUCCUGGGGGGUACCAGGCCACCUGUGCUUCCACCUUCACUACAAGUGGCCCAAUUCUGGUUUUCUAGGUUGUACUUAUGUAUAAGGUAGUUUUUAAAGAAAACAUUCCACUGUUUAAUUUUUUCUUUCUUUUUUUGAGAUCAUCUUGCUCUGUCACCCAUGCUAGAGUGCAGUAGUGUGAUGAUGGCUCACUGUAGCCACAACCUCUCAGGCUCAAGUGAUCAUCUUUACCUUAGCCUCCUGAGUGGCUGAGACUACAGAUGUGUGCCGCCAUGCCCGCCUCAUUUUUUUUCUUUUUUUAUAGAGAUGAGGUUUUACUAUGUUGCCCAGACUGGUCUCAAACUCCUGGCCUCAGGCAAUCCUCCUGCCUCAGCCUCCCAAAGUGUUGGUGAGCCACUGCACCCGGAUACCACUGUAUAAAAAAUUAAAAAAAAAAAAAAUUGUGAGUGCUAUUGUACAUGGCAAAGUUUCAAAGAGCUCUUGGCCAUCCCUCACCAAACUUUGAUGAAAGAUGGUGUUGGUCCCCUUCUCCGGGGCACAUGAGAAAAAUAGGCCUGACAUCAGGCUUCAGGGGUUCCUCUCACAGGCCUUGGCUUGGAAGGCUGGAGCUUUGGACAAAUGCCCAGCCCUGUCACCUCCUCUUCAUGCGACCUGGACCCCUGGGAGCAUCACUGUCCUCAUCGGUCCAAUGACAACCCUUUUCUCAGAGUUGUCAUGAAGAUUCAACAAUUUCUUGGCAUAAUGCCUGGCACAUGGUGUGUGCUUAGUGCAAAUGGCAGCUCUCAUCAUGAAUGAUAGACUCUUUAAUGCUGCUGGUCCCAGGUCAGCAUACACAUCCUCAUAAUGGCAUCUCUCCUUUCUGUGCACAGCCCUUUAUUGUUAUAAAGUACUGUUCCAAAAAGUUACUCUGUGCAAAAGAAAAAAAAUGGCUUAAGUAAUUUCAGACCCUACCUCAGAGGAGGCCUAGACUUAGAGCCUUUUGAGAGCUUCCAUCUUGUUUAGGCGCAAUCUAGGGGUCCUGAAGCAAGGAGCACAAUUCCAGUGUCCCCCAAUUACUUCUAAACAGUGAUUGCAGCCUUGUUUAGAAUCAAUAUGAAAACUUGGCAUCCCGGCUGACUACUGGGAUUCAUAAGGGGGCAGUGUCAUAGGGACUAACGUGCGGACUCCAUCAGUAGGCCCUGGAAUUCAGGAUUGUUCACAUCCCCUCGGUGCCAAGGACCUGGCUCAAGACCACCUGUUCUGAUCCAGAGGUUUUCAGCAAACAGCAUUUGAAACAAGCACGGCUGCUCUGUUUGACACCGAACUGUGGCUCCAGAUUCCAGUGGAAGCCAAAUGCUUUUUCUUUUACAGCUGGGUGCCUGUAAUCCCAGUUACUUGGGAGAUGAGGCAGGAGAAUCACUUGAACCUGGGAGGCAGAGGUUGCAGUGAACCGAGAUUGCACCAUUCCACUCCAGCCUGGGCAACAAGAAUGAGACUCCAUCUCAAAAA
Molecule: messenger RNA, 3046 nt
Organism: Piliocolobus tephrosceles (Ugandan red Colobus)
Lineage: Eukaryota; Metazoa; Chordata; Mammalia; Primates; Cercopithecidae
Gene: DUSP18
Product: dual specificity phosphatase 18
Exons: 2
Coding region: 506-1072 (188 amino acids)
Biological process (GO): peptidyl-tyrosine dephosphorylation
Cellular component (GO): cytoplasm
Molecular function (GO): MAP kinase tyrosine/serine/threonine phosphatase activity; protein tyrosine phosphatase activity
Source: RefSeq, a predicted model, not a curated record